GCCGCUGACGUGAAAAAUUAAAGAGAAAUGUCAAAGUGUGAACCAACAAACGCCGAAAAUGUCUGAAGAAACAAAUUCAAACAUAACAAUGAAAAUUGAACCAAUUGAAUCUUUUCAAAUGGAACAAGAAUUUGAUGAUUAUCCUCAAGUGAAACAAGAAUUUGAUGAUUAUGAGAAUAUGCUAGAAAAUGAUGAAGUGUGUCUACAGCGAUUUUUAAAAUCUGAAGUUACAAUAGACGAUGAAAUAAAACAAGAAACUAUUGAUGACCUUGAUGCAACUACUAGCACAAACGAAGCAAGUUUAGAUCAGGAAACAUACAACUCAGAACAACUCCUUAAAAGAAAACAAAACUUGGAGAAACAUAAAAUUGUUCAUAAUAAAAACGCUUACAUAAAUGUGAGGUAUGCAAUAAAACGUUCAAAGAAAAAAAGCAUUAGUAGUACAUGA
This is a messenger RNA of Ctenocephalides felis (cat flea), 448 nucleotides long. RefSeq lists its product as uncharacterized. NCBI's taxonomy places the organism in Eukaryota, Metazoa, Arthropoda, Insecta, Siphonaptera, Pulicidae. The record is from RefSeq and is a predicted model, not a curated record. The transcript has 2 exons. The coding region runs from base 59 to 448 and encodes 129 amino acids.